This is a messenger RNA of Argentina anserina (silverweed cinquefoil), 3824 nucleotides long. RefSeq names its product E3 SUMO-protein ligase SIZ1. The record is from RefSeq and is a predicted model, not a curated record. Gene Ontology annotation, molecular function: zinc ion binding. Bases 379 to 3027 code for a protein of 882 amino acids. Lineage: Eukaryota; Viridiplantae; Streptophyta; Magnoliopsida; Rosales; Rosaceae. The transcript is spliced from 17 exons.
AUACGGGAGAUCCACGUGAGCGCACCGAAACAAAGCCCGGACGUAUUCCCGCGAAGAAAACCGGAUUGGAUAAUCGGCGAUAGGUCCGGGCUUUGUAAUUGGGGGAUUUGGUUUCUGAUUUGGGGGUCCUUGGUCAAAAAGAAACGGCGAACAAUCAAAGGGGAGAGAGAGACGAGUGCUUAGUCGGCGCAGCAAUAGAGACUCCCCCCUCCCUUUUUGAUUCUUCAUAGCUCCGCCGCCGUCGAACGUCGUCGUCGUCGUCAGCAAUUGGUUGAGAUCGAACACUGAGGAGGCUAUGUGGUGGUUAAUUUGGUUGAAUUAGUCCCAGAGAGAAGAGAAUCGUUACUGUCUGGGCAUAUAGGAAUUGGUGCUAUUAAAAUGGAUUUGGUAGCUAGUUGCAAGGAGAAGUUGGCAUACUUUCGGAUAAAAGAGCUCAAGGAUGUUCUCACUCAGUUAGGUCUUUCAAAGCAGGGGAAGAAGCAGGAUCUUGUUGAACGGAUAUUGUCCCUUCUUUCUGAUGAGCAAGUUUCAAAAUUGUGGCCAAAGAAGAAUGCUGUUGGAAAGGAGCAGGUGGCAGAACUUGUCGAUGACACCUAUAGAAAAAUGCAGAUAUCUGGGGCUACCACCGAUUUAGCAUCGAAGGGACAGUGCAUCUCGGAUUGUAGUAAUGUGAAAGCUAAAGGCGAAAUUGAUGACCCCUUCCACUCAGAUAUGAAGGUUCGGUGUCUCUGUGGGAGUUCAUUAGAAACAGAGUCAAUGAUCAAGUGUGAGGAUUCAAGAUGUCAGGUGUGGCAACACAUGCGUUGCGUUAUAAUUACAGAAAAACCGAUGGAGGGCAAUCCGCCAAUUCCCCAAAAAUUUUACUGUGAACUCUGUCGACUAAGUCGGGCUGACCCGUUUUUGGUAACUGUGCUACAUCCUUUACAUCCCGUGAAGUUGAGUGUUACUAAUAUUCCGACUGAUGGCUCAAACCCUGUACAAAGUGUGGAUAGAACAUUUCAACUCACAAGAGCAGACAGGGACUUACUGUCCAAGUCUAAACAAGAUUACGAAGUUCAGGCUUGGUGUAUGCUUUUAAAUGAUAAAGUUCCCUUCAGGAUGCAAUGGCCACAGUAUGCAGAUCUACAGGUCAAUGGGGUGCCUGUUCGUGCAAUUAAUAGACCUGGGUCACAGCUUCUUGGAGCUAAUGGUCGUGAUGACGGUCCCAUUAUCACACAAUGCACGAGAGACGGAAUUAAUAAGAUUUCCUUAACAGGAUGUGAUGCACGUAUUUUCUGCAUAGGUGUUCGUAUUGUGAAGAAGCGGAAUGUCCAACAGAUUCUGAAUCUGAUUCCCAAGGAGUCUGAUGGUGAGCGGUUUGAAGACGCUCUUGCUCGUGUUUGUCGUUGUGUUGGUGGUGGGACUGCAAUGGAUAAUGAUGAUAGUGACAGUGAUUUGGAAGUUGUGGCAGAUUCAUUUACUGUCAACCUUCGAUGUCCAAUGAGUGGUUCAAGGAUGAAGGUUGCUGGUAGAUUUAAACCCUGUCUUCACAUGGGCUGUUUUGAUCUUCAUGUUUUUGUUGAAAUGAAUCAACGAUCAAGGAAGUGGCAAUGUCCGAUUUGUCUAAAGAACUACGCACUGGAGAAUGUUAUUGUUGAUCCUUAUUUUAAUCGUAUUGCUUCCAAGAUGAGGCAUUGCGGGGAAGAUGUUGCAGAGAUUGAGGUGAAGCCUGAUGGUUCUUGGCGAGCGAAAGUUAAAACUGAAACUGAACGCAGGGAACUUGGAGAACUUGGGCGAUGGCACCUUCCCGAUAGUACGCUUUGCAUUCCAACAAAUGGAGAAACUAUCCCAAAACCUGAAGUGUUCAAGCCGGUCAAACAGGAAGGUGUUUCAGAAGGUCAUACUGGUCUUAAACUUGGAAUAAGGAAAAACCGCAAUGGUGUUUGGGAAGUUAGCAGACCUGAAGAAAUGUACACCUCUUCUGGUAAUAAGUUACAACAGCAGUUUGGAGAACAUGAGCUUAAAGUUAUCCCAAUGAGUAGCAGUGCCACUGGGAGUGGUAGGGAUGGUGAAGAUGCGAGUGUAAAUCAGUACGGUGGUGGGAAUUUUGAUUUCACCACGAACAAUGGAAUAGAGAUGGAUUCUUUUUCUCCGAAUGUUGAUUCAGCAUAUGGAUUUGCGGGAGCAAAUUCUUCUGCACCAGUAGGAGAUGCAGAGGUUAUUGUACUUAGCGAUUCAGACGAGGACAUAAUGCCUUCUGAAACCAUUUAUGGUAAUAAUUUUACUGAUGCUGGUGGAAUUGGUUUUCCUGUGCACUCUUCUGGAAUUGCUGAUUCUUAUGGUGAAGAUCCUGUGCUUGCUAUUGGUGGUGGUUCAUGCUUGGGUCUUUUUAAUGGCAAUGAUGAUGAAUAUCUGUCCAACUGGCCACCAUUACCGCCUGGAACUCAAGGUGGUGCUGGAUUCCAAUUAUUUAGUUCUGAGGCAGAUCUACCAGAUCCCUUGGUCAGUCUUCACCAUGAUUCUGUAAAUUGUUCCACAUCUAUGAAUGGGUACACAUUGGCUCCAGAAGCUGCCUUGGGAUCUGCUACUCUAGCUCAUGAAUCAUCUGUUGGUCCUUUAGAUACUGACAUGAAUGAUGGCUUAGUUGACAACCCCUUGGCCUUUGCCGGUGAUGAUCCCUCUCUUCAGAUAUUUCUUCCGACAAGACCAUCAGAUGCAGCGCUUCAGUCCAAUUUGAGAGAUCGUUCUGAUGUGUCAAAUGGUGUUCAUUCAGAGGACUGGAUAUCUCUACGGUUAGGGGGUGAUGCCAGUGGCAUUAAAGGAGAAUCUGGAACUCCAAAUGGACAGAUUUCGAAAAGACAUCUACCGUCUAGAGAAGCUACAAUGAAUACUUUGGCUGAAGCUUCUUUGCUUCUCGGUAUGAAUAAUGACAGUGGCAGAUCUGACAAGAGAAGUAGGCCGAGAUCAAAUAGUCCCUUUUCAUUUCCUCGCCAAAAACGUUCUUCAAGAACACGGUUGUAUCUUUCAAUCGACUCUGACUCUGAAUAGAGGAUCUUGUAACCUUUCCUUUUCUUUUUUUCCUUUUGAGACAACUACCUGCGCUUCUUUAAUUGAAACCUCCCUCCAGUAGAAGGCAUUCCCUGGAGUAGUCCAAUGAUCAAGUAGAAGAUCUAGCUUGAUUCAAAAUUUGAAGAAAGACUUGUUUUGGGUUCCUGUUUGGUGUGAGGCGACAGGGGUAGGACAAGUUGCAAAUAUACUGUGUGCUUACAAGCACUUGUCCUGAAACUGCAUAGUUUCACCCUGAUUCUGCAAACUGCAUAGUUUCAUCAGGUACCCGAGUUUCUGAUACCUAUUGGGGUUCAGGUCUCAUUGAGUCGAGAUCUGCAGAUUGGUGCCUGUAUUUGCACAGGGGAUAGAGUUAAUGAAUCCAAAUAUGUGAUUGAAUCCAUCUUUAAAUCGUAGAUGCGGUGGGGGAACCCCAUCAAAGAUAUACAAAAUAGCUUGCCGUGUUUCGGUUUUGUAAUCAGAGCAAUAGCUUGUAAAUAUUCACUCAGAUCAGUUGUUUAUAGAAAGUCAUUUUUUUCUUUUCGAAAUUGAUACUUUUGUUAGUCUGCCACUGUUGAUGCCCAUUAUGUCGGUGCAUGAUAUUUCUAUCAACUUUGUAGUACAUGAAGCGUUGCCAUUCUAUAUAUCACUCUGAUAUCUCAGACUAGGACUGUUGAAAUUAGAGCAUUACAGUUACUGGUGUGGCUGUCUUGAGUGAUGAUAUAGCACGAGACUCAGAGUUUAACUUGUACUCGGGGUGAACUGAUUUCUUUUGCAAUAUGACAUUUUCUUUAUAUUUU